Caenorhabditis auriculariae is the source of this 4346-nucleotide messenger RNA. The record is from the annotation of a GenBank genome assembly. Lineage: Eukaryota; Metazoa; Nematoda; Chromadorea; Rhabditida; Rhabditidae.
AUGACGAUUUUACCGCCGUUCAAGAAAAAAAGCACAUCCGUGACCGUUCGGAUGCCCGUCAAAAAUAAUUCUGGAUCGUGAGUUUUUUUCUCUUUUUUUUGUGAACUUUUUUUAGAGCGAAGAAGCUCAAUUUAGUUCUGAAAGAAUUCUUCAGAUUUCAUUUACUUUUUUUUAUUUCACGCAUUUUUUUGAAAAAAACCUUGUAAGAAUAUCCGAAUAAAGUGAGGUCUUCUAAAAAAAUCGCUCUUUUCCAGUAGCUUCGAAAAAAAUUCUUUUUCUUAUUUCCCUAUGUGCAGUGAACAGUUUUUAGUUGAAAAAAAUGAAUAAUUUUAUAAUUAUCAAUCUUUUUCAAGCGAUUUGCGGAAUUCGACGGGGAACCUCCAACUUCAACCCUGUGGACCGCAAGGAAAUGCUCGGCGAAUGAAAAACUCGCCAAGACCUAGCGAUCUCCGUAGCCAGCCGCCAGCGAAAAGAAGUUCGUUCCAGAAAGAAAUCGAAGGAUAAAAACGUCAAAAAAAAAUCAUUAGCUGUUUUAAUUGCUUCAAAACCCUCUUCCUUUGAGAAAAUCUAUUGAUAGGCAAAGUCGGGAAGGGUUUAAAAAAAGGCUUAUUGGAAAUGAUCCUUUUAGGGUGAGAAAGGCUCCUUUUUUGCUGCCCUUUUGCGCCAUUUCUUCGACUUUUAUGCAUUAAUUUUGCUGCCUUUUUCCUAUUCCUGAGCCUUAAAAACCAGAAAAAAUAGGAGGCUCGAUAAAGGGACUCUUUUUGCUGCCUUUCUGUGGCCUUUUUUGAGCCUCAACCUUUUUAUUUACCAUUCCGACUUUGCCCGACCAAGAAAGAAAAGAAUUUUCAGUGCUGAAAAAAAUAUUUCCACUUCAUUUUAUGGUAUUCAGCGAUGUAUCAACCUCCGUCGAGCCUCACCAGCCCGUUGGGAUCUCCGCGCGGCUCUUCUUCGGUCCAUUCUCUGGACGAUCAUCACCAACUCCAUUCCAACGCUGGAGAUUCCGCCACUCAAGGAAUUCCUCAGAAGAACAAUUUAUCGUCGGGAACCUUGAACAACAAUUCGGAUGAUGAAUAUGAGCUGGAAUAUGCGCGGGAUGAACAGGUCAUUUCAUAAAAUUCAGUUGGACUUUUGAGUCAAAACAUUGAAAAGAUAUUUAUUCAUAUUUUUGCAAUCUCAAAGAUAUUCCAGGUUGAAAAAGAGUUUGCCGAUCGUCUACAAGCCCGGGGAUUGACGAUCAAAGAGAUGGAAGGCGACGGCGCCUGCAUGUUUCGCGCCAUAGGUUUGUUUUUACUUUUUUUUUUGUUUUUCAAUACUUUAAACAUGCAUGAUCAUGACAGGAUGGCGAGAAAUGGGCUAUCGUCUCUGGUUUUUCAAAAAAUUUUCUUCAUUUAUUCCAAAAAGUCGCUCAAGGGCUGUUGUAGUUUGAGAUUUGGUGGUAUGAAAAAAAAAACCAGCGAAAAUUCGAAUGGCGGCUUUUCCGAUUUUUUUAUAUCGCUAAGGAACUUUUCGACGAAGAAGUUUCCGCCGACUUUUUCCGACUUUUUCCGACUUUUUUCCCUUAUUUUUUCGGUUUAUAAAACAUCUAUAGACAUUUUUUUUCCUAUUUUUUUGUGUUUUAAUCAUGAAUCUACUUUAUAUAGGGAGAUUCAAAACGAAGAAUUUAUCGAGAAAAAAAAAUCGAAGAAAGAUAGGUCGGAAAGGUGGCCGUCGGAAAAUUCCCUAGCGAUAUGAAAAAAUCGGAAAAGUCGCCGUUCGAAUUUCCGCUGGUCUUUUUUUCAUACCACCUAAAAUUUUGCACUAGAUUUGUAAAAAAUCAAUCAUUCUAUCAGCCAACAACACGAAAAAAUUCCUUCCAGUUUCGAAAAUAAUAUUUCAAUCAUUUCCAGCUGAACAAGUCUACGGAGACCAGGAAAUGCACGGCCAAAUCCGAGACCUUUGCAUGAAUUAUAUGGUAAUAAUCAAAAUUUUUAGGAUCAGAAAAAUAUUUGAACUACUCAGGAAAACAACCGCGACUAUUACCGUGACUUUAUCGUCGAAGAUUUCGAUCAAUAUAUUGCUCGGAAACGUCUGAGUAACGUCCACGGGAACCAUGUUGAACUUCAGGUUUCCUAGAAUGUUUUAAUUGAAGUUUUAGAGGUUUUUUUUAUUUUUAGGCCAUUUCGGAGAUGUUUGCAAGGCCGGUGGAGGUUUAUCAGUAUAGUGAUGGUUGGUUUUUUUUUUAAAUUUUUUUGUUUGUAUAAGCCUCAUAGCAAAGAUACGGGGUAAAUCAACUGAACUUCGUAGGGGCAAAAAAAAAAUUUUCGAGCUUUUUUCCAGUUUACUUGGUGCCUUUUUUAUUGGCGAAAGUUUCUGGACGAUAUUUUAAGUCAAAUUUUCAAAUCUUCUCGAAUAUGAGGCUCUUUUUCAUUGAAAAUUGAGUGAAAGGCGGAUUUUUUAAAGGAAGUUUCGAAAAGAAGAAGUUUUGGAGUUCUCAAUGAAAUUACAAUAUUAGAUAACCUUUUUUCGAUAAAAUGAAAAUAAGGGCAAAAAAUAGGUGAUUUUUUUCAAACUUUCAAUCGUUUACAUUUUGUAAAGAAUCGAAUCUGAAUUUUAUUAGUUUUUCAAAAAGAAAAAAUCUUAGUUAGUUUUUUUUUUCAAGAAUGAGAGGCAGUUUGACUGUCAAAGAUUACAGAAAUGCUGAAGCUUUUUUUGGAUUUUUUGAGCCCUUUUUUCAACCUACUUUCAUAGCUUUUUCACGGCUGGCUUGAGUCAUGGAAAAAGGGUCCCGACAUGAUUUAAAAAAAGACAAUUUCUGAUUGGUGAUAACCACAGACAAGCCACGCCCCUUCCCUGAAUCGGCUAUAGCACAAUUUUGAGGGUUCUCGCGAAUUUUCCAUAGUUACUAAUUGCAAAAGGGAAAACGCGGAUUUCUGUACGAUCACCGAGGAAUCCUUGUUUCAGAGCCAAUCAACAUCUUGCUGCCUCGUAACAUGGAAGCUUCUGGCGAACGUCCCGCCACAGAACCGGCUCAACAAAAUGCCCCCCUUCGACUGAGUUAUCACGGCGCUGUUCAUUAUAACGCCAGUUAGAAGCCUCUUUUCGUGAUUCAUUCUCACAAUUCAUUCUUUCAAGUCGUUGAUCCGCACGCGGCGACCAUCGGCGUGGGCCUGGGGCUUCCUGGAAUGGUGCCCGGCGCCGCGGAGGCUUCUCUUCUGGCCGACGCCAUGAUCGACAGCGAGAGGAACCAUUUGGAGGAAACGAUGCUCCAGGACAAACUCAAGAUGACCGACUGGCAGAGGACCCAGGUCGACAUGGAGGAACAGGUGGGAUGAAAAUAAAUAGGUCGCAUUUGGAAUGGCUAACGGAGUGGGCUUGGGACUUUCUGUGGCCAGAAGCAUAGCUUGGGACUUCCGAUGGUCAAACCCUUAGCGGCUCUUGAAAGAUGCGUCCGACCUGAAACUACUCUAGCGCGCUUCCAUAGGAGUAUAAGAAUAAGAUGUCAAGAUUUUAGUUCCCUGUAAGCUAGCAUACAUCCGCAACGCGACCGCCACCCUUUGAGCCAUUCCAAGUGCGGUCAAGACCUGAAAAGUUGAUUUUAAUGCGUUUCUAGCCAGUCUGUCCACCUGUGAGAUUUCUUCAACCGUUUCAAAUUUUCAGUUUAUUAAUUUUCAAUCAUGAAGAAGCAGGGGUAGAAAUAAAAACAAAAAUUGAAAAUUAGCCAGUUUUUUAAACGAAGAAAAGGGAAGGGAAAAGAAAAAAGACCCAAAAAAUGCCUUUCUAGGACCCUUUUUGUAAUUUUUUCCUUGUGAAAGGUGGACGAAAAAGUGAAUUUUGACUAUAUUUUGUUCUUUUGUUGAUGAAACUAGCAAAGCAGAGAGCAAAAUCAGAUGAGAAAAACCUUUCUCCAUUUUCAUGAUAUCGAUUGAAGAUCGCCCGCGAAUCGUACCUCGACUACGUUCGAAGCGUCGACCAACGAAAGCCCAAGAUGUCGCCCCAAAGAUCCCCGCACUCGAAAUCGCCAAUCUCCUCUCCCAAGCCGAAAAAAGCCAACAGUGGCAUCAAAUGUAAUGCAAUCCAUGCCGAACUCUUCUUUUAUCUUUAUCUAUAGCCCCAUCGCCGAAAAAUCAGCAAGCUGACGUCCCUGCGGACAAACCUUCGACCAGUCGGGCUGGAUUAUACGAAGAGCUUCUCGCCGCUCAAUCUCUUGGUAAAUUUUUAAUUUUCAAGAAAAAACUGUACGAUUUGAUUCAGACUGGGAAACGUAUGACGAAGACGUGGCGACGGCCGAAGCGAUGCUCCUCAGCCGCCAGGAUUUCAUGGCCAAACUGGAAGACAAAUCCGGCAACAGUAGCAAAAACGAUAGCUAA